AUGGUGCGCCUGUGUUCCCGCGGUUCUCUGAAAUCCGUGUGGGAAACAGGAGGGGGUUCCCCACCCCGGCUCCAAGUGCCUCACUUCUGGAGGAAGAGCAAAGAAUCGGAGGCCUUUUCUGUUGUUUCACAGCUGCUGUCUCAGCGUAAACUUGAACUGCUGGAUGAACUUGUAUCAGCAGAGGUACUUCAGGUGCUGAAGGAAAAGAUUUCUUUGCUCCCUGACAACCACAGGGAUGCUUUAGCAGCUGACAUUGAUGCAAUCAUGUACACGACAGAAGGAGAUGUUCGCAUUUACUAUGAUGAUGACGGAAGGAAGUUUGUUAGUAUUCUGAUGCGUUUCUGGUAUCUGAAUGGUGCUAACCUACCUGACGAAGUACCAGGUGAAACCAAAGUUUUCCAGAUUGUGUUUGGAGAUGAAAGCACAAAAGAAAAAAGACAUCUUUUAACAGCAAAUUAUGAGUUCCAAAGGGAAUUUACAGAAGGAGCAAAACCAGAUUGGACAAUUACACGGAUUGAACAUCCAAGACUAUUAGAAUAAAUGCCUUCUACAGUCUUUUUGUGUACCAUUGUAAAUGUUCUGAUGUAACAAAUAUCAGGCUUUCUUGGGUCUCUUUUUUUUCCCUUCCUGUCUUCUCCAAAAAGGGAUGAAUUUUGUACAUUUGAUUUCCCAGAAUUGUUUCUGAAACUCGCACUAUGCUGCAGCAUUGCAAUAAAGCCUUUUCCCUGGAACAGGGAAAUGUACAAGUUUAAUUAGUACUAAUGCUCAUCCAAGGCAUUUAUGCAGCGCGGUUUCAUGCAGGCCAGUAUUGCGGGUAUGUUGACUUCUUACAUUCUGAGAAGAAAUGGUACUACUUGAAGACAAACAACCCUUUCAUGGCUGGUAGCCCUUCUGAGUUAUUUUCAUAUGUUUCUUUUUUCCCUAGGGACUGUACAAUAUGUAACUGAAUAAUGUGCAAGAUGAAAUAGAGGUAGAUUGACUUCUGAGAUUGUCUAGCCUCAGCAGUUCAUUUUGAGGUAAUCUUGCUUUUGAAUAUAUUUGAGAUUAAGAAAGUUAGAGCCAUUAUCAGUAUUUGGUACAGGACUAAGAAAAAACUUUUAGCAUUGCACUGGGAAAUGGAUCAAAUAUAGAUACAGAUACAUAGAUAGAUACAUAUAUAUAAAAAUAAAACCAACAUUCCUUUCAAUCCAGUAACAUACAGUCAAUUCCAAGUUUAGAGGUUUAUGAAAGUAGUAUCAGUUGAAAACAUGAAUUUAGAAGAGGACCAAACAGUGAAACUAAAUAAAGUCCUCUGUUUGAAAUCCUUGUUGAAGAAAUGAGCAAAUCAUUAAAAUUAGAUGUUGCAACUUAACCAUUUCCUGAUUCUCAGAUUAUCUGUUUCUGGAACAUGAGAUCCCUUGUGUAAGUAGCUUGAGAUUUUUAUAUGCAGAUCAACAGGAGAUCAUAACAGGGUUUUUUUAACCCCUAUCUCAACUUUAAAGAUCUUUAUCUUUGGCUUUCUAGCCAGGCAUGUUAUAGAGAUUCGUGCAGUAUUUUGCCAAGUGUAAAAUAAGUAUAAUUACUGUUAUUCACAGUAGUUGUGAUUGAAAAAUAUAAAUUAAAUUUUCCAUACUUCAGCAGUGAUUUAAUGAGAAGAAUGUUUAAAGCUCAUCAACAAGUUUUUAUGUCAAAUCUUGCCAAAAUAAUUAUGGUAUUUUGCUCUGUCUUAGCAUCAGCAGCCUGGCCUUAUAAUGGAAAAUUUGUGAUUUGUCCUGUGGACAAAGUUCAGUGAUGACAGAGAGCCUUGUCUUCAGGGGAGAAGCAAAAUUCUGUAUUUAAAAUUAUAUAUGGCCAUUCUGUCAGUCAGUCUGGAGAAAUUUGAGGCAAAGUGAAAAAUGUUUAUUAUUCUGUGGGCCAUUUGCUGGAGUGAUGCUAAAUGAUAGCAUGUCCAGUUUGGCCACUGAAUGAUGUGUUGCAAGAAGCUGCAAUCAGCUGUAUUUAACAUAGUAACAGGAGAAACAAGCAGAACACUAGUGAAGUGUGCAGAUGCACUUAGAAGAGAAGUCAUUAUUGUGGAGCAAAAGAAGACAAAAGCCAGUGAAGCUAUCUUUAUGUUCAGGAGUGUCUGCUUUCAUUUUGAAGUAAAACAGGUCUAUCUAGAAAUGCUUGUGUUUCUUAAUUUUUAAUCUGGGUUACUUUAUUUUUGUUGUUUGAUUGGAUAUAUCAAAAUGCGAGUCUCUGUCAUGGCUGAUGAGGGAUUGCCCUUUUACUAGUGAGUGCUCCAUUUUUGGAAGCAAAGGCAGAGUAGACCCUUAUGUAUGACUAAGAAUGAAAAAAAUUUUGUUUUUUCAUUCACUAUAAAAUUGUUACUUGAUAUGAACAUGCUCCAAAUUGAUGAUAACAUAGUUUUGCUGGAAAAAAAAG
Molecule: messenger RNA, 2403 nt
Organism: Egretta garzetta (little egret)
Lineage: Eukaryota; Metazoa; Chordata; Aves; Pelecaniformes; Ardeidae
Gene: MAIP1
Product: matrix AAA peptidase interacting protein 1
Exons: 6
Coding region: 1-540 (179 amino acids)
Biological process (GO): protein insertion into mitochondrial inner membrane from matrix; inner mitochondrial membrane organization
Cellular component (GO): mitochondrial inner membrane
Molecular function (GO): ribosome binding
Source: RefSeq, a predicted model, not a curated record